AUGAAUAACCAAUCUGCAGGAGCUUUUGAGGACCUUAUGUUAUCUUAUCAAGAGGGCUUGUACGCAAUGCUUAGUUCUCUUCGCCAACUUGAGGGCCAUUUGAACAACAUUCAAGCUAGGACGUUUGAAAUGACCGAGGAAAUUUCCUACCUUGUCAGCGAUAAUAUGAGACUUUUGAGCAGUGUAAACGAUCAGCUCUCGAUUGCAUCUGAGAAGGAGCCUUGUGCCCCAAACACCCCAGUCGCCCCCCCAGCACCAUGGGACAGCACUGAAGAGAAAGAGACGCCGAAGGAGUAG
This is a messenger RNA of Fusarium oxysporum Fo47, 297 nucleotides long. RefSeq lists its product as uncharacterized. The record is from RefSeq and is a predicted model, not a curated record. Lineage: Eukaryota; Fungi; Ascomycota; Sordariomycetes; Hypocreales; Nectriaceae. Bases 1 to 297 code for a protein of 98 amino acids. The transcript is spliced from 2 exons.